GACGUUUAACCCUGCAGACUAUACGGAGUCUUCUGCCACUGAUGGCUUUGGGACAAAAUCAGAGAUUUGGGAGACUGGUCAGAAUGAUGCAGAUGAUGGAACUGGUGCAUGGAAAAACUCUAUAGAAGAAUGGACAGCGGAAGACUGGAAUGAGGAUCUUUCUGAAUCAAAAGUCUUCACUGCUUCCUCUGUUCCAGCUGAGAAUCAUGUGACUCCUGGGCAAAGCAUUGAUUUGCUAACACUGCUUCAAAAGCCUGUCAUUUCUACCCAAGAAGCAGAAGUCAACUCCUUUGAGGCUCCCCAGCAGCAGACCUUUGGUCAAGCCCUAGUCUUCACAAAUUCUCAGCACAGCACCCAGAUGCCAUCAGGAACUGGCAGCUCCAGUGCUGUAAACUCUUAUUCUCCUCAAAGUCUGUCUGCGGUUCUUUGCUCUGGGUUUGGAGAACUUGGAGCUUCUAAAUUGUCAAACUCUACUGGAUCCCAAAUCUUGGACCAGUUGAAAUCUCCAGGAUUGGGUCAGUUUACCUCUCCACAAAAUAAUAGUAGCUCUACCACCACUACCACAACUACCACAUCAUCCUGGGAUCUAAAAGCGCCCAUUACUCAGUCCUCAGUCCUUAGUCAGUUUGACUUUAAAUCCCAGCCUGAACCAUCGCCAGUUCUGAGCCAGCUGACCCAGCGACAGCAGCAACAAACUCAGGCAGUUCCUGUUCCUCCUCCUGGGCUGGAGUCCUUCUCCUCCCACGUAAAACUCCGAGAGCCAUCACCAGUAGACACCUCUACAGCUGUUAGCAAAAUGUUACAGCUCCCCACUAUAUCUAUGGAUAACCAGGCCGUGACUGUCCAUCAAACCCAGCAGAAACAGAUAAAACCACCAAAACGGAGGAUAACUCCAGCAUCCAAG
Messenger RNA from Phaethon lepturus (White-tailed tropicbird), 904 nucleotides. RefSeq names its product ubiquitin-associated protein 2-like. Gene Ontology annotation, cellular component: nucleus; cytoplasm. The record is from RefSeq and is a predicted model, not a curated record. The annotation marks the transcript as partial. Lineage: Eukaryota; Metazoa; Chordata; Aves; Phaethontiformes; Phaethontidae. The transcript is spliced from 6 exons.